Molecule: messenger RNA, 747 nt
Organism: Aspergillus pseudotamarii
Lineage: Eukaryota; Fungi; Ascomycota; Eurotiomycetes; Eurotiales; Aspergillaceae
Exons: 1
Coding region: 1-747 (248 amino acids)
Source: RefSeq, a predicted model, not a curated record
AUGGUCCAGUUUCAGACUCAGCCCGCUGCCAUGCAGCAAGGACGACAAAGCCUUGUUAAUGGCCAACCCAGUAUGGCCGUGCAGGUUCCAUUUCACGGAAACAAUCCAAUGCCACAAACUGGGAACGCUGCCCCAUCCAGACAGGUAGUCAACUCUUUCAACGCCAUGGGAGCACAACAACACGGACCUGGUACGAUGGCCCAGCAGCAAGCUGGGAGGGCCACCCUAUACAGGUUGCCACCCAAUUCAACCAACGUCACCGGGCCACAACAGCAAGCACCUGCUAUGAUGGCCCCGCCGCAGGGUGGGAUUGUCACGUCAUAUGGCCAGCCAGUCAAUUUAAUCCACUCCAUAGGACCACAUUAUCAAGCACCUAGUACGGUGGCCCAGCCGCAAGCACCGAUCGCAGGCCAGCAUCAGGCUUGGAACACCCGCCAACCGCCACAAGCACCACAGCUCUCCCCACAACAACAUGCCAAGGUGGCGCAGAUCAAGGAAGAAAGAAUGAAAUUCAAACAGGAGCUGAUGGAAGAUGUUCGCAAGGAUAUGGCAAACGUCCGCCAGGAGAUGAUGGCAGAAGUCCACCAGGAGAUGGAACGGGCCCGCCAGGAGAUGCAGCAAUUUAAACAACAGGCUGAAAAGAGAAUGCUCCACGAUGUUCAACAACAACUUACUCUAUUGUUCCAGUUGGUAGAGAAGAGUCAAAUCCCUGGGCUGCUGGCCAGGAUCAAAGAGCUAGGAGGAUAG